Messenger RNA from Struthio camelus australis, 5046 nucleotides. Lineage: Eukaryota; Metazoa; Chordata; Aves; Struthioniformes; Struthionidae. The record is from RefSeq and is a predicted model, not a curated record.
CCGCGGGGUGUCUGGGCGCGCGGCCCGCUCCGUGGGGCCGCAGCGGGGCCCGAAGGGCUGCGGGAAGGAGCAGUGCUCGCGCGUCCCGUUCCCUAACGCUGUACUCGGCGUCUCUUGCAGUGACUGUGCCCGUCUCUGGACGCGCCUUCUGCGUUCCCCCCUGCCUGCUUCUCUCCCAGUUGAUCGUUUCUGUAUAUAGCACUUUUUCCCUGUUUGUAGGAAUGUUUGGAAGCCUCUGUGUGCUCUUUUCUGUGGAGAGCCUUGUCUCUAGCAGGAGCAGCUAAGAACGGGGAGACUAGCCCAGUAGGGUCUGCUGGCUUCCUGGGGGGCUGAACUGAAAGAUCCCCAACCUUCGCUGUCAGCGGGGAAUGCAUGAGGAUCAGGGCAGAGGGCUGUGGGGCAGGCAAAACCCCGCCUCAGGGUGUGCUGCUUCCGGGUGGCUUUGAAAGAAGGGCCUAGCUGGGGUCCUGGCGCUGCAAGCUGGUGACCAAGGGGAACGUGCGGGGCUCAGAGCCCCGGUCUGUGGGACUCUAGCAGUGUCUGCCCUGCAGUACCAGCCUGUGCUCUCCUCUGGUGAACGACCUGUGGCCUGUUCUCCAGCCAAGUGCACGCUGGCUCACCUGUAGUGGAGACUUACCCUGUGGCUUGUGACCUGGGCUGUGCAAGUCAGAGUAAUGUGAGCUGGUCCUUGUGCUUCCUGGCUGCCCCCCUGCGCUACACCCUCUGCUUUUGUCCCCAGCGCUAUACAGUAGCACAGAGUUCAUGGGAAAAUCUGAGACUGGCUGUGCUGGGUUAGGCCAAAGAUCUACCUUUCCCUAUACUGCUGCCUUCUCUCCUGGGUUUGUCCCCGAUGUCCUCUCUUCUCCCUUCCUGCUCCAGGUCACCAAGGAGGCUUUUGCAUGAUGUGCAUUAUGCAGAAUCACAUGAUCCAGGCUUUUGCCAACAGCGGCAAUGCAAUCAAGCCAGUGUCCUUCAUCCGAGACCUCAAGAAGAUUGCCCGACACUUCCGCUUUGGCAGCCAGGAGGAUGCGCACGAGUUCCUGCGCUACACUAUUGACGCCAUGCAGAAGGCCUGCCUGAAUGGCUGCACCAAGUUGGAUCGCCAGACCCAGGCAACCACUCUGGUUCACCAGAUCUUUGGUGGCUACCUGCGGUCCCGAGUGAAAUGUUCAGUGUGCAAGAGUGUAUCGGACACCUAUGACCCUUACCUGGACGUGGCGCUGGAGAUCAGGCAAGCCGCAAACAUAGUGCGAGCGCUGGAGCUGUUUGUGAAGUCUGAUGUGCUUAGUGGGGAGAAUGCCUACCUGUGUGCCAAGUGCAAGAAGAAGGUGCCAGCUAGCAAACGCUUCACCAUCCACCGAGCCUCCAACGUCCUCACGCUCUCACUGAAGCGCUUUGCCAACUUCAGUGGAGGCAAGAUCACAAAGGACGUGGGGUACCCAGAGUUCCUGAACAUCCGACCUUAUAUGUCACAGAAUAAUGGAGAUCCUGUCAUGUAUGGGCUCUAUGCAGUGCUGGUGCACUCGGGCUACAGCUGCCACGCGGGGCACUACUACUGCUAUGUGAAGGCCAGUAACGGGCAGUGGUAUCAAAUGAAUGAUUCCCUGGUCCAUUCCAGCAACAUCAAAGUGGUCCUCAACCAGCAGGCCUAUGUAUUGUUCUACUUGAGAAUCCCCAGUGCCAGGAAGAGCUCUGAAGGGCCCGUUGCCAAAGCUGCCUCCAGCCUGCCUGGCCGUGCUGGUGUUGUCUCUGAUCAGAUCAAGAAAACUGUGACCAAUGGGCCCAUGUCUUCACCACUGAUGGGUCGGAGACCAGACACGCUGCAAGGGAAGAAGCUGCAGGGAUCAGAGGAGAUAGGAGUCCCUGUGGCCCGGAGCGCGUUCGGGACUGUGCCAAAGCUGCAGAACGGAACCACUCAGCCAAAGCUGCCUGCUGGAUCCCCUUCACCCAAACUGGCCACCAAAUCCAUUCACACAGCAGCAGCACUUCCAGAUGACAUAGCCCAGAAGCCCAAGAAGCCGCUCUCCUCCCCUCAGCAGCAUCUUCCACCCAGAGCAGUUCAGGGCUUCUGUGAUACCAAUGAUGCAAGUGGGGCCAAAGCUGAAUCUCCCAGGCAGAGCUCCUGGGAGAGCAAGGAGCCACCUACCUCACCCAAGCUGCUGCCAGAACCUGCCCCCAGCCAGGAACCCCAGGGCAGUGGGGAGAACAGAGGGACCUCAGAGAGGGUCUCCUGCAGCAGCAAUUCCGCUAGUCCAGCGCACAGCAGAGUAGGAGAGCUGGCCAAAGCAUCUCAGAAGUCCAAGAAUGGAGCCAGCAGCCUGUGUACCUCUCAGGAAACGGACUAUGGCACGGACCUCCCUGCUGACUAUGACGCCGAUCCGGCUGGCCCUGAAGACUCCAAGCUGGCAAAAUUGAAAUCCUCCUUAUUGGGCAACGCAACUUUGGAGCCGAACAGCACCAUGUCACCACCACCGGCCAAGAAACUGGCACUUUCUGCCAAAAAGGGCAGCACCCCGCGGAAGGCGAGCGGAAGUGAUCGCCAUGCACAACCUCACCCAAAAUUUGCUGACCACACGUACCCCACGAACACCACCCACCCUGACUCCACCUCUCCCUGGCCUUUCAGCAAGUCCAGGCUGUCUUCAUCUGCUCUCAAACUGCCAAAUCCUGAAAAGCCUGCCUUCAGCUUCAUCCUCAACUCAGCCCCUCGGCUCCCAGCCACCCCCCUGACCAAUGGCUCUGCUCCCUGCUCUUUGCACCAGCUUUCUCCCUGCAGCAGGGAGAAGGGGCCCAGCCAGGUCAUCCCUGGUUCCUCCAAAAAGAAGCAGCGAAAGCAGUAUCAUGAAGCAGAGGGUAGUCCGUGUGCUCUGGUUGUGAAUGGCAAGGAUGAACUCUCCAGCCCCCCGAAGAAGAGGAAGCAUCUAGGUCAGGAGGGCUCGGUGUCCCCUGCAGGGAAGGGGACAGCAGUCAGGGAUCCCAGUGGUGGCAGGGAGGGGCUGGGCAGUCAGGAUCUGGAAAGCAGGUCCAAGCAGCAAGCAUCGGACCCCAGCUGUUACCCAGGCACGGAGCCCAUUUCCCCACUCAAGAAGAAAAAGAAAAAGAGGAGAACACAAGAGGCAGAAGAGCGCUGCUUUGGGAUGCUGCCCUCAGGCAGCUUCAGGAGAGCUGAAACAGAGCCCUGGAGGGCAAAGCAGCAGCCGAGCUUGGAAACUGGUGCUGGAGAGAGCGAGCACCGGAAGCGCAAGCGAAGGGAAAGCCUCAACAGCCCGGCUAUGGAGCAGCCCGCUGCAAAUGGCUCCCACGCUAGAGACAGCACCCCAGUGGCAACGUGUGGCUGGGACAGCCAGGUCAGAGAUGGGUACGAGCACUGCUCAACUGCCCUGAGCCUAGAGCCCGGACACAGGAGCCAGGAAGAGUCCAAUGUGGUGAAGGAACUGCUCAGGAACUCCUUGGACAAGGCUUACGGAAAACAAGUUUUGACCUGGGACGGUGAGAUCUCAGCUGUCAGCCAGGAUGCUGUUCGGGACGCCACUUGGGCCCGGAAUGAGACGGUCAUUGAUGAAUGGGAUGAGGAGUUUGACAGAGGAAAGGUGAAAAAGUGUAAAAAGCUGAAGCGGGAGCGAAGGAGACACUUCAACCCUUUCCAGCAGCUGCAGAGCAAGCGCAACUUCUGGUCCGUGACGCAUCCUGCCAAGGUGGCCAGUCUGAGCUAUCGGCUCUGAGGGGGGAAAGGGCUGCAUCCUGCAGUCCAGAGUGAAUGGAGCAGUCCUGGGUCAAGGACCGUAUGAGGAGCAGUGUUCCUUGGAGCUGUUGGUGUCCAGCAUCCCCUUGAGGAAGGGAGCAAGAGGGGCUGCCUGCCAUCCUGUGCUGUGUUCCCCACUCCGGUGUGGGAUAGGUGUCUCUGCUGGGAAGGACGAUGCUUGCAGGUGUCUGAGUGUGUCUGCAAGGCUCACAGCCCUGGCCGCUAUAUACUGUACCAGGGCUGAGCCACCUGGUUGGAGUGCUCCAUGUCUCUUGUGUUCCCCUCUUUGGGAACUGCUGUCCUUCCAGACCUGCAGGGUUGCUGUGAUACAUGAGUGCCUCCCUCCACUUCUGACCCUCAGCAGUAGCUGGGGAAGAGCCUGUUGAGCUCCAAGGGUGAGGGGACCCCCUCUCCCCUGCCCUGGACCAGGUGUUGUCUGCUGUGGGUGCUGCUGCGUGCAGCUGCCUCAGCAGCUCCUCUGUAUGCCUGCGAGCGUGGGCUCUGCCCUAGCCUGGAGCUCGGAGCUGCCAGAGCUCCUUCCAUCCUUGCUAUCUCUCAGUUACCAGUUCUGGAGCUUCAUGCAGGCAUACAGAGAGAAAGCAGGAGUUGCAGCUCCCCUCAGUGCUGCUGUUGGGGCAGCCCUUCUCCCAGCUAUGCUCAUCCUGUGCUUUGAGGCUCUGGGGAGCUGCACUGGAAAGUGCCUGCAAAUCGUCACGGCUCAUUCAGGUGAUCAGUGGCAUCUGCUUGCCUUGUGGGGAGUGGGACACCGGCCCUGGUUUGCAUAGCUGGGACCACGAGGGCUGCUGUUAGUCCCUCCUGGGCACGCUCUGUCAUGGGGCUCUCCCCUUGUGCUGGAGCUGCUUCUUGCCAGGGCAUGCUCCAAGUCCGUCCUCGCCCUGCCCUGCUGCUGGGCCCCUUUUCCCAGUGCUGCUCUGUCUGUCCCAGUGCAGAGCACUGGCAUGCUCCAGCCCUCCUGCAGCUGGGGCUGUGGUGUGCCCUGCCUGGGCCUCCUGGGGGUGAAGGGGCAGGAAGGGGGGCAGAGCUUGCUCCUGCACCACUGGGGCUCUGGGAGCAGGGGCCGUUUGCUGCUGCUGGGCUGGUGCUCUGAGGUGCUGCCCCCCUCUUGCUGACGGCGUGCCUGCCUCGUACAGUGCCACGCACCGCCCGGUGCUGCUUUCCCCUCGUCUGUGUGCCGCACCAGGCGUGGUGCAGCCCUUCAGUCUUCCGCUGGCCGGGCCUGCUCCCCCCUGCACCCCGCUGCUCCCUGUGCUGCCCCACACCCCGCUCCAGCCUGCUGCCCCCCA